CAAGUAAUUGAAAAAUUUAUUAACAUUAAGCAUUGGUUGUGGAUCAAAAUUAGUUGGAGAUGGAUCCACAUUUGCUACUUGAGUGUUUUUCAGCGACAUUGCAAGGAAAUCAAGAAAUUCGAUUACAUGCAGAAACACAACUUCGAGAUUUAACCUUACAACCGGGGUUCUUAGGAGCAUGUUUAGAUAUAAUUUCAUCAGAAGAUUCUCAACAAAUACCUCAUGGAGUUAAAUUAGCUACAGGAGUAUACUUUAAGAAUCGUAUAGUUCGAUUUUGGAAUGAGAAUUCACCUGAACAAUUAAGAAUUGAUCAUGAUGAGAAGCCUUAUAUUAGAAGUCGAAUUUUAUCAGUAUUAGUUAAAAGUGAUUAUAAUACUAAACAACAAUUAAUUCCAGCAUUAAGAACUAUGAUUGCAAAUGAUUUUAUUAAAUGGAAUAAAUUAUUAUCAGAAACAGGAAAUUUAUUACAAUCAAUUCCUCUGGUUGUUACUAAAGAUGAAGAUCUUUCACUGUUAUAUACUGGAUUAUUAUGUUUUGCUGAAAUUUCUCGAACUUUUAGAUGGGUUGAAAAUGAUUCUAGAUCUGAAAAAUUAUACCCUAUGAUCAAUCUUGCAUUUCCUCAUUUAUUAGCUGUUGGUAAUUCUUUAAUUUCUUGUGAUAAUAAUAAUUUUACUGAAUUAAUGGCUGAAUGUCUUAAAUUAAUCUUAAAGAUUUUUAAAUAUGUCACUUAUUAUGAUUUCCCUGAACCAUUAAGACAACCUGAAUCAUUUCUGCAUUGGUUAAAGUUUCACCAAUCUGUUUUAAACUUACCUACUCCAAAAUAUAUUGGAGAUACAUUAUCUGAACAAGAGAAAAGUUUCUUUCAAAUUUCAAAAUGUUAUAAAUGGUCAAUUGCCAAUAUCUUUAGAAUAUUUACUCGAUAUGGUUAUUCUAAUUCUUUAUCUAAAAAGUUUAAAUAUAAAGAAUUUCAAAAAUACUUUGGUGCUGAAAUUUCUUCAGGUUUAAUCAAUUACUAUUUUUCAAUUGUUGAACAAUUAUGCAACAAGACCAAAUGGAUAAGUUCUCAAGCAAUUUAUUAUUUAUUAGAAUUAUUUGCUCAAUGUAUUAUCAAUAAGCAAACUUGGCAAUUUAUAAAACCUUAUUAUGAUACAUUGAUUAGAUAUUUUAUUUAUCCUAUAUUAUGUCCUGAUGAUACUUCAUUGGAAUUAUUUGAUACUGAUCCUCAUGAAUAUAUUUCCAUAUAUUUUGAUAUUAAUGAUGAAUUUGAUAGUCCUGAUAUAGCUGCAUUAGGAUUCUUAGUUACAUUGCUUCAUAAACGUUCACAAACAACUUUAGAAACAAUUGUAAAUAUGAUCUAUCAAGAACUUAAUGAAUUACAACAACAAGAAGAAACUUUACAAGUGGCCAAAAGGAAAGAAGGAAUGUUAAGAAUAGUUGCAAAUGUUGCUCCAUACUUAAUCAAUCCUGCCACUAAUGAUAUUAAUCAAUUACAAAAUUUCUUAUCAGCAUUAGUGAUUCCUAAUUUAAACUCAAAAUAUGAAUUUUUAUGUGCUAGAACUCUUGAUGUUCUUAAUAAUUUUUCAGAUAUUCUGUUUACUAAUUUGGAUCCCCUCAUAAUUUAUCAAGGUAUAAUUACUAAUUUUAAUGAAAAAGAUAAUUUAGUAAUUAAAUUUGAAAGUGCAUUAUCUAUUAGAGCUUAUUUAAGUCAUGAUCAAUUUAAAAGUAUUUUAUCAACUAUGAUUAUUCCUGUGAUGUCAAAAUUAUUAUAUCUCAGUAAUGAAAUUGAUAAUGAUGCAAUUGCAGUAGUCAUGCAAGAAUGUGUAGAAAGUUUUAGUGAACAAUUACAACCAUUUGGGGUUGAACUUAUGACUAAAAUAGUUGAACAACUUCUUCGAUUGGUUACUGAAAUUAAUGAAAUGAAUCAAAAUGAAAAUUAUGAUGAAGAUGAUGAAGAUAAUAAUGCUCAAAGUGAUAAAAUAAUGGCAGCUAUUGGUUUAUUAAAUACUAUGAUUACUGUAUUAUUAUCAUUUGAGAAUUCUCAAGAAACUUGUUUAAAAUUAGAAGAAAUAUUUGAACCAGUAAUUCAAUAUGUAUUAAUUAAUAAGUUAGAUGACUUUUUAUCUGAAAUUGGAGAAUUAAUUGAAAAUACAACUUUCUUAUUAAGAUCAAUUAGUCCGGCAAUGUGGAGAAUAUUUGAAUUACUUUAUUCAUCAUUUAUGGAACCUAAUGGUGGAGGAAUUGUUAUGAUGUAUAUUGAAGAAUUAAUUCCAAGUUUACAAAAUUAUUUACUUUAUGGUAUUUGGAAUGAAGAAGGUUUAUCCCAUUGUCAACAAUUAUUUCAAAUUAUUAAUCAAAUAUUUGCCUAUGGAGAUGGAAUGGGAGAAAUUAGAUUUGGUUGUGAAUUAGGACAAACUUUUAUUCUUACUUAUGGAACUAAGAAUCCAGAAUAUGUUGUUAAAUUAACAGAAAAUUUUGUUAAAUUAUAUCAAGUAAGUAUUAAAAAGGAUUCAUCGAGUCAAAAGUUGGGUAAUGCAGUUAAUUUAAUUAAUAUGAUUGUUGCAAGUAUAUCAAUAGAUCCAACUGGAACCACACGAAUUCUUAAUGAACAACAGGAUUUGGAUUUCUUUGAUAGAUGGUUUAAUAAAAUACCACAAUUAAAUCGUGUAUAUGAUUUAAAACUUAGCAUAAUUGGAACUAUUUAUUUAAUGGGAUCAGGAUUUGAUCAACUUUUAAAUAAAUUAGGAAUUCAAUUAGCAAUUCUCUUUAAAAAAUUACCUGUUGCAAUGGCAGCAUUAGAGAGAAAGAGAAAGAAUUAUAGUUCUUUCGAAGGUCAAAGAGACUUGGUUGAUGCUUCAAAUGUACAUGAUGAACAAGAAGAAACACAACAACAAGAAGUUGGCCCUAAUGAAUAUUUAAACUUUUUACAACAAGAAGACAAUAAAAUUAAGAAUCUUGAUUAUUAUGAAGAUGAAGAAGAUGAAGAAGAAGGUGAAUUUGAUGAUGAUGAUGAUAUGGUAGAAGAUCCUUUAAUUUCAAAUCCAUUAGACAAUGUUGAUGUAAUGAGUGUAGCUAAGAAUUAUUUACAAGAGUUACAUAGGACUGAUAUUACAAGAUUUGAAUUAAUCUUUAACACCAUUCCUGUUCAAGAUCGUCAUAUAAUUGAGAGUUUAAUUGAUUAAGAUAUAGUAACCGUUUAUACGUAAGAUAUUUAAGAAUUUACUACAAGCAAAUAGUGACUAUUAUGUCAAAAUAAAUUUAUAGAUU
This is a messenger RNA of Scheffersomyces amazonensis, 3264 nucleotides long. RefSeq names its product Nmd5p (gene NMD5). Gene Ontology annotation, molecular function: small GTPase binding. The record is from RefSeq and is a predicted model, not a curated record. Gene Ontology annotation, biological process: protein import into nucleus. Gene Ontology annotation, cellular component: cytosol; nuclear envelope. Bases 60 to 3179 code for a protein of 1039 amino acids. Lineage: Eukaryota; Fungi; Ascomycota; Pichiomycetes; Serinales; Debaryomycetaceae. The transcript has a single exon.